Molecule: messenger RNA, 3679 nt
Organism: Myripristis murdjan (pinecone soldierfish)
Lineage: Eukaryota; Metazoa; Chordata; Actinopteri; Holocentriformes; Holocentridae
Gene: jade1
Product: jade family PHD finger 1
Exons: 11
Coding region: 184-2982 (932 amino acids)
Biological process (GO): regulation of transcription by RNA polymerase II
Cellular component (GO): histone acetyltransferase complex
Source: RefSeq, a predicted model, not a curated record
GGGCCCGCAGCCGCAGCCCGGGACGCGGUAACCUCCCAGCCCUCCGCCGCUGUGUUUGUGUAUGUGGAAUGCGGGUCGAGCGGAACUCACGGCCAAACUGCGCUACACAUCAAACUCAAACGCCACCUCGCAGCGGUCAGACGUGCUCUAGCCCCCGUGCCGGAGAUCUUGAAGCAGGCGAGGAUGAAGAGAAGCAGGCACCUCAGCAGCAGUGACGACUCCGACAAUGGAAGUAAUUCCACCUGCUGGUCGCAGCACUCCAAAUCACAGCCCAGGAGAGGCAAAGGCCAGAAGCCCUCCGAGGUUUUCAGGACAGACCUGAUCACUGCCAUGAAGGUGCACGACUCCUACCAGCUCAACCCUGAGGAUUACUACGUCCUGGCCGACCCGUGGAGGCAGGAGUGGGAGAAGGGCGUCCAGGUGCCCGUCAGCCCGCAGUCCAUCCCGCAGCCUGUCGCCCGGAUUUUGGCAGAGAAAGGGAAGGAGGUGAUGUUCACCCGGCCGAAGAAGCUGAUCCGGACGACGGGCUCGGAGGCGCUGGGCUACGUGGACAUCCGGACGCUGGCCGAGGGGAUGUGCCGCUACGACCUGAACGAGGAGGACGUGGCCUGGCUGCAGAUCAUCAACGAGGAGUUCACAGAGAUGGGCAUGCAGCUGCUGGACGAGAUCACCAUGGAGAGAGUGAUGGAGGAGUUUGAGCGCCGCUGCCACGACAACAUGACGCACGCCAUGGAGACGGAAGAGGGGCUGGGCAUCGAGUACGACGAGGACGUGGUGUGUGACGUCUGCCAGUCGCCCGACGGCGAGGACAACAACGAGAUGGUUUUCUGCGACAAGUGCAACAUCUGCGUUCACCAGGCGUGUUACGGCAUUCAGAAAGUCCCUAAGGGCAGCUGGCUGUGCCGGAUCUGCGCCCUGGGCAUCCUGCCAAAGUGCCAGUUGUGUCCUAAGAAGGGUGGAGCCAUGAAGCCGACCCGAAGUGGAACCAAGUGGGUCCAUGUCAGCUGUGCCUUGUGGAUUCCAGAGGUGAGCAUCGGGAAUCCAGAGAAGAUGGAGCCAAUCACCAACGUGUCCCACAUUCCCAGCAACAGAUGGGCUCUGAUCUGCUGCCUAUGUAAGGAGAAGACCGGAGCGUGCAUACAGUGCUCAGCAAAAAACUGCCGGACUGCCUUCCACGUGACGUGCGGCCUGCACGCCAGCCUGGAGAUGAACACCAUCCUCACCGAGGACGACGAGGUCAAGUUCAAGUCCUACUGCCCCAAACACUCGGGGCUGGAAGGGGCCGAGUCCAGGGACCGAGACUCAGGGGGCGAGGAGGAGAAGGAGGGAGCCAGAGACAAGAAGGGCAAGAGGAGGGGCAGGGUGAGAGGCGAGGAAGACGCCGCCUCCUGCUCCUCCUAUUCGUCCUCCGCCCCCUCCCAGCUGUCCACCAGAGUGUCCGGCGAGCCGGAGGCCAACAGCAGCCGCCAGCAGGACGAGAAGAGGGUCAACCUCCGCAAGCUGAAGCUGCAGGAGCUGGAGGAGGACUUCUUCCAGUUUGUGGAGGCGGAGGAGGUGGCCGAGCACCUGAAGCUGCCCCAGGAGGCCGUGGACUUCCUCUUCCAGUACUGGAAGCUCAAACGCAAAGCCAACUUCAACCAGCCGCUCCUCACGCCCAAGAAGGACGAGGAGGAGAGCCUGGCGCGCCGCGAGCAGGAGGUGCUGCUCCGUCGACUGCAGCUCUUCACGCACCUGCGCCAGGACCUGGAGAGGGUUCGUAAUCUGACCUACAUGGUGACCCGGAGGGAGAAGAUGAAGCGCUCGCUGUGGAGAGUCCAGGAGCAAAUCUUCCAGCACCAAGUCCGACUGCUGGACCACAAACUGCUGACCGGCGACCCUUCAGCGAAGGAUCUGGAGAAGCUCUUCUCUCUGAGCUGGUUGUCAGCUCAGGGCUCUCAGUCUCGCUCCCCGUGGGGAAACUCCGGCCUGAAAACCAAGCGAAGCUCCCAGAAGCAGGAGAAGAGGAAGAGCAGCCACAGAAAAGGCCUUCCCGACUCGCCGCCCGCCGUCAGUAAGAAGGACAGUUUGAACAAACCACUGGAGACGAGGGACGGCGACGGCCCCCGAGUCAAAGAGGCCGCGCCCGCCGAGGCGGCCCGGGCCACCAGGACCCAGAACUGUGCGGACGGCCCGGCCGCUCAGUACCCGAGGCUGCAGAGGCCAGAGGUCGGCCAGGACACGAACCACGUCAAGCUGCACAAGCCCGAGAGCAGGAAGGGCCUGAGGAGGGAGGCCCCGGGGCCCGAGCAGCAAGCGGAGAGCCGGGAGGAGGCGGCGCUCGUCCGACGGAAACGAGAGAACGAGCAGGAGCAGGAGGAGCGGAGGAGGAAGAGGAGGAGCGGGCUGUCAGAAAGCUCGCACGUCCAGACCAAGAACCGGCCGAGCUCCAGGCACAUGGAGAAGACGGUGUCGAUCCGGCUGGUCGACAUCAGAUCCUCCGACUCGGAUGACUACUACACCUCCGCCGGGAUGGUCAGGAAAAGCCCGGUCUCUGUGGAGCCUGCGGUCAACACUAAGCUCAACAAAGCCAGCACGGUCCCGGACGCCGCCGCCGUCAAGCCCAACGGCUGGCUGAAGAAGGCCCACAGCGCCCAGGCGAACGGCUCUGACGCGCCCGGCGGCACCGUGGGGAGCCACCUGAAAAACUGGGGCAAGUUCAGGAUCCCCAAGAGGAGCGAGAAGCCUGCGGGGGCGGCGGGGGCGGUGAAGGAGCAGGAGGCGGCGGAGCAGCGGAAGCCCCUCCUGCGGCCGCUGACCAACACGCCGGAGCCGUCGCACCCGAGGACGCGGCUCCGCACGGGGGCGGAGAACGACGCCAAGCCGGGCGACGGCGAGGUGGAGCCGUGCCUGAAGAGAUGCCACUCCCACCAGCUGAGGGGCGACUCGUCCCUCGGCCGGCGCUACGGAUCCGACAUCAUCCGGCGAGGCGUGCUGGCCUCCUGACGGCGCCUGGGCUCUCAGCCGGAGCCGCACUUGAAAUAAGCUGCACUGUGUCAGUCGCAACAGAACGAUGGUCUCUCUCUCUUUGUAUCUUUAUUUUUCUCAAGAAAUCAUUGAGAUGCCUAGAGUAAAACAGAGCUGAUAUUUAUUUUUUAUUUGUAAUAUAUGUAAAAUUUGGGAAAUAUUUUACUUAUUACUUUUAUUUUUUUGGCUAGUUUUAUUUUUCCUUGAGUAGAAAGAUGUCAAGUUGCCACUUCAAGUCUCGCUCAGCUUUGUACAAGCAAAAGCUUCAACUAGGACGAAGUUGUGAUCGUUGCUUGGGACCAUGAGCUUGCAAUGUCAUUUGUUUUUUGACAAUAGUAUUAAACUUGGCCAUGAGUCAGUUGCACUUAUUAGGAAAGCUAAUUAAUCCACACAGAUUGUUCAUGCUGUUAUCGCAGUAGGACUCCGCUUCUUCUCAAGCUUCACUGGACGACAACAGAUUUCGCUUUCAACCCAGAGACAAACUGCAGAGCUUUUAUCGUUAUUUAAACGCCGGCUUUCGUCAGUCUGUAUCCCGACCUCGUUAGGGCUGUGAUUGUCACCUGAUUAAUUAACCAACGGGGAAACUUACAAAAAAAAAAAAAAAAAAAAGGAAUUCUGAAUGACUUUUUAGUUGUUAUCAGCACUUAAGUGUAAUUGAACUGCGAUAUCGUAUCCA